AUGUCUGAUAUCAAUACCACACUCAUAAACUCUGUCAGAAAAAUUGAAAUUGAUAUUGUCAAAAUAAAGCAAAUGGUACGCAUGCUUCAAGAUCAGUUUAGCAAACAAUUUGUCCCAGCUGUCAGUGCAAAAGAUCUUAGUAUAAUGCAACAAAGCAUCAUUGAGCAAACUCUUGAAUGUGUUGCCAAGUCUGUGAAAAGGUCUCAAUUCACUGAGUAUCCUGAUCAGCUUGGCAAGCGAGUAAUUGGUACAGGUGGCGAUUUCAAAGGGAAAAACAAAGCCCAGAAAUACAAUUUGUUGUUGCAGUUGCUUCAUGAGCAGGAGUGGAAAGAUCAUUACAACGAUUUGUCUAUGAAACAAUUGCAGCUCAAGAUGUUGAGCUGCACAAUCAAGCACAAUCUCAUUGACAUAGACUUUCCUGCUUUAAGUAAAGAAUGGAAAGGUAUCCUGGCAAAGCACCAGGAAUACUACAUGAUGCAAUUAGAGAGAAUGGCAAAGGAUAAUGACUUUGCUAUCUACAAGUGCAAGAGCAUGUGGUGUGUCAAAAGCCUCCUCCGAGGAAGCUUCAAAAGUGACAACCAGAAGCAAAAAAGAAGAAUGGUAAAGAAGAACAUUGCACAGCAAGAUGCAAAUGAUUCUUUAUUGUCUUCUGAUAAUAUGUCAGAAACAGAUAGUGAUGAGUCGUCUAUUAUGGCGAAUGUGCUGUCUCCUCUGGCAGAAAUGAGUGUUGAGCCAGCACAUAAGAGAAGCCAAAGAUCGUAG
This is a messenger RNA of Phycomyces blakesleeanus NRRL 1555(-), 762 nucleotides long. RefSeq lists its product as hypothetical. The transcript is spliced from 5 exons. The coding region runs from base 1 to 762 and encodes 253 amino acids. The record is from RefSeq and is a predicted model, not a curated record. NCBI's taxonomy places the organism in Eukaryota, Fungi, Mucoromycota, Mucoromycetes, Mucorales, Phycomycetaceae.